Candida albicans SC5314 is the source of this 243-nucleotide messenger RNA. RefSeq lists its product as uncharacterized. The transcript has a single exon. Lineage: Eukaryota; Fungi; Ascomycota; Pichiomycetes; Serinales; Debaryomycetaceae. The record is from RefSeq and is a predicted model, not a curated record. The coding region runs from base 1 to 243 and encodes 80 amino acids.
AUGGCAGGUACAUUAUUCCCAGAUAAGCAAUUUGAAAAAUUCAAUGUUGCUAGAGAAAAGAUGGGUCAUUAUUUUAGAUUCAAACCUCGUUCAGUAUUCUUCAAUAUAAUAUGGAUGGGUAUAAUACCAGUAGGAUUAUUUUAUGUUGCCUAUGGAAAUGAAGGUAAAGUUAGUAUUACUGAUAGAUUUAGAAAAAAACCAAUUUUGGCUAAAGAUUAUGUUCCAAGAAGUAAACAAGAAUAA